Messenger RNA from Magnolia sinica, 4372 nucleotides. Its product is annotated as putative disease resistance protein RGA3. The transcript is spliced from 2 exons. Gene Ontology annotation, molecular function: ADP binding; protein binding. Gene Ontology annotation, biological process: defense response to other organism. The record is from RefSeq and is a predicted model, not a curated record. Lineage: Eukaryota; Viridiplantae; Streptophyta; Magnoliopsida; Magnoliales; Magnoliaceae. The coding region runs from base 1240 to 4251 and encodes 1003 amino acids.
GGAUACCGUUAACCUCAUAGCAAAGCAUCCUGUGGCCCUCUGUUCAAGGGGGGCCCAUGAGUCAAUUACUCCAGCCAUUGAUCAAAAGGGUCUUAUUUUAGAUUUGAACAAGUCUCUCGGAUUUAGGUGAUCCUAGUCGUCCAAUCUUUAGUCAUACUUGAGUUGGAUGGGGACCAUUUCAUAGUUCUUUCCCUGUCUACUCGUUGGUUUUGAUCAGGGGUUGGUAAUAAUUGAUCAUGGUAUUUUUUUGGGAGGCCAUGGUUCAUCCAUUGUGAAACACAUCAGGCAGAUGAGAAACCAACAACACAUUGAAACUCAUAACAAGUCAUCCAAACCUCCGCCUCAAUCCAGGCGACCUCAUCUGACAACAAGAAAUCCUUGGAUCACCAGUAAACACGGCAUCAGAGCAGAACAGAAACACUCAAAUCUUGUUAGCCUGAUGAACAGGAGGAGCUGAGGAAAUCGAUAGCAGCUUUUCUUGUGCUUUUGUUUUGAGGACUGAUCCACAUCUAGACUGUCCAUCAGUUUACAUGACCCAAUCCAAUAAUAUGCCUGUUCAAAUGAUCAGAUGGUCCAUUGUUUACAUGGAUGAAGAUCGUUUGCCCACGAGAACUAUGUCACUCUCCUUUGCCAUAUUGGGAAAAAAACAUGGGACCCACCUAAAAAGAAUCCACCUAGUUUUUUGUUUGCUCCACUUUCCAGCAGCAAAUAGGGGGCCAUGAGACAUGACUGUAGUUCUCAUGGGCUCUAAUCAAGUAUGGUGUCUCCAUGUCAUUGCUGCACAUGUAGGCAAGAUCAGAGCUGUUCAUUUGAUAGGUCAGUAAGUGGGUCUAUCAAACAACUAACUUCUUCACUGUUCACCCACUAUGCAACUUCCAAUCUCAAAUGGCUCCCAACCGUAGCUCAUGUACAUGUCAGCAUGCUCUUUCUAGGCCCAUAUUGCUCUCUCUCUCUCUCUCUCUCUGUUCAAAGUCAUUCCCUUUACCUAUUUCUAAACCACUUCGAAUAAAGAGUAGACGAAACAACACGCAUUUGAUCAAAUACUUCCUAUAAAUUGUGCAUUCAGUUGUACCAACAACUACAAAACAACAUUUGCAUCUCUCUCUCUCUCUCUCUCUCUCUCUCUCUCUCUCUCUCUCUCUACUCCAUAUCUUCAUAGUCCUUCCCAUGUCCUAGUUCUACACCUCUUUGAACUCAAAUUCCUUUUUUUUUUGUCCCAUCUUACCAAAAGCAGAAAACAUGGUUGAUUCACUAGUCUCAAUGGCAGUGGAGAAGUUGAACACCAUCCUCCAAGAUGAGGUGGCUUUGUUGGUGGGUGUCACAAAUGAGAUCGAAAAGCUUUCCAGUACAUUCACCUUGAUUCAAGCUGUGCUUGAAGAUGCCGAGUCUCAGUGUGUGAUGCACAGAGCUGUGAAGAUCUGGUUGGAGAAGGUCAAAGAUGUGGCCUACGAUGUGGACGACAUACUAGAUGAGUGGACAACGGAAGCUCUCAGAUCACAAGAACCUGAUGAAGGUGAUGGGUCCUGUUUCAACAAGAAGAAGGUGCUAAGAAGCUUCCUCUCGCCUACUAAUUGCUUCAAGCACGUUGUGUUACGUCAAAAAAUUGGGAGUAGGAUAAAGGAGGCACGGAAAAGAUUAGCUUUCAUUGCUGAAGAGAAGAGUCAAUUGGGUCUUAGAGUAGACAGUGGAGAGAGGGAGAGACUUGACAGUGAAGUAAGACGGGGUGAGAGGAGAGAGCGAGAGACAAGCUCCCUACUCGACCAACCGUCAAUUGUAGGCAGAGAAAAUGACAAAAAUGAAGUCCUAGACUUGCUGCUGAGGGAGAGAAGUGGAGAGGUAAAUGAGGUGCCCGUUGUCAUUUCUAUUGUUGGAAUGGGGGGCUUGGGCAAAACUACCCUUUCUCAGCUCAUCUACAACGAUGAGGAUGUGAAGGGGCAUUUCCACACGAGAAUGUGGGUGUGUGUUUCAGAAAAUUUUGAUGUGAAAAAGAUAACGAAAUCAAUAAUAGAAUCUGCAACUGGGUCUAGUUGUGACCCACUAGACCUGGACCAUUUGCAACAUCGCCUUCGUGAAAUCUUACAUGCAAAACGGUUCUUGCUAGUGCUUGACGACAUUUGGAGUGAAGAUAGUGAGAAGUGGGACAAACUGAGACUUCCCUUCCAAGCCAGUGCAUUACAGAGUCGAAUCAUUAUAACCACUCGCAGUGAAAAGGUUGCAUUGGCGAUGGGAAACACCCACAUGUACAAACUAGCAGUUUUAUCUGAAGAUGAUUGCUGGUUAUUGUUCAGCCGUAGAGCGCUCAAGCAUCGGAGUGCAGAAGAGUGUUCGGAGUUGGAAGAUAUUGGAAGGGAAAUAGUAAAGAAGUGUGGAGGGCUGCCUCUUGCAGCAAAGACAAUGGGGAGUGCCAUGCGCUCGAGAAGGACAAGAAGCCAGUGGGAACUUGUCUUGGGAAGCCAGAUAUGGAACCCUGCUGAUAUCUUGGAAGGCAUUUUACCAGCUUUAUUACUAAGCUACUAUGAUUUGCCUCCUACUCUAAAGCAGUGCUUCACCUUUUGCUCUGUUUUCCCAAAAGAUUGGUGGAUCAACAGGGAUGUGAUAGUCAAGUUAUGGGUGGCCCAAGGUUUCAUUCGCUCCGAAAUAAGUGGAGAAAUGGAGGAGAUCAGCAAACUGUAUUUUGAUGAUUUGUUAAGGCGCUCCUUACUCCAAGAUGCAGAAAUGGAUAGUGAUGGUAACAUAUUCAGGUGCAAGAUGCAUGAUUUAGUUCAUGAUCUUGCGCAAUUUGUUGCAGGAAGUGACUAUUCAGUGGUGGAGAUCAGAAAGCAAGCCUCGUUGAACCUAAACAAUGUUCGCCAUUCCUUUUUAAUUCUCAGCGAUGAAGUUCAUGAUGAAGCUGAUGAAGUGGCUUCCAUCUUACAUAAGGCCCACAAGCUGCGGACGUUCCUACUCCACUCAAGCAUCACCAGGGUUCCAUACAAUUUCUUUCAUCAUUUGAGAUGCCUUAGGGCAUUGGACUUGAGUCGAACUCGCCUUAAGAAAUUGCCUCAAUCAGUAGAACAGUUGAAACACUUGAGAUAUCUGGAUUUAUCUUACACACACAUAGAGGAGUUGCCAGAGGGGGUUAGUAAUUGCAGAAAUUUACAGACCUUGAGACUCAAUGCCUGUGCUAGGCUAUGUAAACUGCCUAGAGGGAUGGGGAAAAUGAUUUGCAUGAGACAUCUAGAAUUAGAAGACACCCACAUGCUGAAGUUCUUACAGCAGGGUAUAGGGAGACUAGCUGAGCUUCGGACGUUAACAGAUUUCAUUGUGGGGGGUGGCGAUGAGGGAUGUAAAUGCGGAGAACUGAAAAACCUCAACCAUCUUCAAGGAAGACUUCGAAUUACUGGCUUGGAAAAUGUCAGGAGCACAGACGAAGCUCGUGAGGCAGAACUGUAUAAGAAGCAGCACCUUCAUGCUCUAAUCUUGGACUACGACUCGAUAUGUGGACUGUUGGAUGAAGAGGUGAAGAGGAUGGAGGAUGUGCUUGAAAUCCUCCAGCCCAACACAAACUUGAAAGAGUUUGAAAUAUGGAAUUACGAAGGUUCCAAGCUUCCCAGGUGGAUAGAGGAUCCUGUGUUCUCUAAUCUAGUCAAGGCGAAGCUCAUGAAUUGUUGGAAGUGUGAAAAACUGCCUGGUCUUGGGAAACUGCCAUCUCUUAAAUACCUUAUAAUUGAGGGAAUGGAAGAGGUGAGAUACAUGGGUGAUGAGUUUAGUGGGGGUGAUGUCUUAUUCCCGAAGCUGGAGAUCCUCAUCUUCUUCCAUAUGCCAAAUUGGGAGGAAUGGGAAUUGAGAGGUGGAGAUGGAGAGGUUAUGCCAUCUCUCCUCCAAUUAGAAAUACGUGAUUGUCCAAAGCUAAAGGCGUUGCCCUACAACCUUCCACCGCUCCUUCGGAAGCUGGCUUUAAACAUAACUAAUGAUGGGAUGUCAUCGGAAGGGCCCUUACCUGUCCUCCCCAACCUCAAUCAUUUGGUGAUAUGGUACAGUCCUGAGCUGACAUCAUUCCCUUGUGGUUGGUUGGGACAACUCAAAGCCCUCCAAACUCUGGAAAUCUAUAGGUGCCCAAUGUUGGGGUCUCUCCCAGAGGAGUUGCAACACCUCACCAUGCUUCGAGAAUUGAAGAUCACAUGCUGUCCACUGUUAGUAGAUCGCUGCCGAGACGGAGGAGAAGAUUGGGAUAACAUUGCCCACAUCCCUUGUAUCAAAAUUUUUACUUGAAUGAUCUGCCUCAAUAAGAGCAAGUGGAGAGGAAAUCAGCGACAACUUUUAUUUUGCUUUUGUUUCGAGGAAUUGUAUUGCCUAUAUGUUUAAUUGGUGUACUUUCUUUAGUAUUUUCUUU